Molecule: messenger RNA, 4079 nt
Organism: Asterias rubens (European starfish)
Lineage: Eukaryota; Metazoa; Echinodermata; Asteroidea; Forcipulatida; Asteriidae
Product: lysM and putative peptidoglycan-binding domain-containing protein 3-like
Exons: 2
Coding region: 176-1153 (325 amino acids)
Source: RefSeq, a predicted model, not a curated record
UUGGUGAAAUGUGUGGCGGAUGGCGAAACAUAAUUGCUGUCUAAAUGUUGGUUCAAUUUUUAUAAUUUAACAAAAGAUAAGUAUCAAACGAAGCUCUUCUUAUGAUUAAACUGAUUCUUGACCGUAGAAUGUAUGUCUUGUUAAACGUCCAGAAGAGAGAGUCUUCAGUUUUAUUAUGACCAGUGCCAUUGCCGGUUUUCGGACUUCUGAAAAACAACGGGACAAGCAUGAAAACACGCGUUACACGGCGGCAGUCGCCGCCGCUCCACAACAAACGGCAGCCCGCAACAAGUUGUUGCCGACAACAGGACAAGUGCAAAAUGUGGCAAACUCCCGUGUGUAUGUCUUCGGAAAUUCCGAUUUGGCAGAGGACGAACUUAAUUCUGUCCCUUCUUCGGAGGACUUUAUUGAGAUGUCUGAACUCCGGCCGAGAGCCGGCAAAGUUAAGAACAAAAAGAAGAACGUUGAUCAACGGAAGGAGGCGGAACCCAUUUUUAUUGAACGGGAGAUUGAGAGCGGAGACUCCCUGCAGAUUUUUUCUUUGCAGUACGGAUGUCCGGUAUCAGAGCUGAAGCGAUGCAAUAACCUCAUAAACGAUCAGGACUUUUUUGCAUUGAGAAGGAUCAAGAUUCCUGUCAAACAGCACGGUCUUCUCACUGAGACAGAGGAAGAGAGACGACGGAGGCCAAAUGCCAUGCAAGAAGCCAAAUCUAACGGGAACAAUCUCACAAACGGCUUCCUCAGUGGUGAUGAUGACUUUGAGAGUGGCGACGAAGAGGAUCAGUUUGUGAGGACAAUCAGCAUCAGGGACUCCAUGAGGGACAACAUCUCCACUCAACAAUUCCUCAAGAACAUGGACCGCGAUCUGGAGAAGAUCUGCCAGGCGACGAAGACUCAGAAGGAGUCACUCGAGGAGGUCACCUCCAUCCUAACGGAGACCAGGAUCCAUCCGUUGCUUCUUCCUUACUUCCAGAGGAAGAAGAAAAGAACAUACUGUGAUGAAACAUCGUGCGGAAUGACGUGGAAGUCUGUCUUCAUGGUUGUUAUACUUGUAGCUGUUGCGAUUCCAAUUCUAAUCGGAAUUUACUUUUACUUUGAGAAAGGUAACGGUGAUUCCUCAGGAAGUACUUCCUCUUUGUUGAAGCCUUCGUAAAAGUAGAAAAUUCAGCAUGAUGCUGCCUUCAUAAUUUAAGUAGCAAUUCAGUAUGAUGCUAUGCAGCAUACAAAGUGGGCAGAGGUUCUCUGUUAAUUACAGAAUAGCACCCCGCACUAAUGAUGUAACUUUUGCUUAAAAUACCCGGCUGUCAGACAAACAUGCCAAACCACCUACGCGAUCGCUGCGUCAUCCACGCCCAAAACAACUGCACUAGUAGUAGUGUAGUGUAGUUAGUCGCGGGUAAUUAUACAAUUACACCUGUGUAAAAAUUUGACUCUUUCGUCUGAGUACUUGGCUUCUAUUUUUAGCAUUAUUGCGGAAUGCUAUUAUGGGCACAGCAUACAUGUUGCUUUCAUUUCUACAGCUGCACUUUCUUUGAAAGAAAAUGCAAUCAGAAAUUGUAUUGUUGGACCUGUGGUUUUAUUAUCAAAUGUCAAAAUGUAUUUUUCUAAAUUGUAACUUAUGAAAAGCAUUACUUGUUGUGAACUACAAACAGAAGCAACUCUAAAUUCAAGUUGCUGAACACUUUCAAAUGUGUGCUCAGUAUGCAGUAAUUGCAAAUCCAAUUCUUGUACAGUAUUUUUCUUACAUUUCAAUUUUUUCGGCGAAUUUCCCAAUGCAUGCAAAUUAUUCAAGUAUUCAUUUUUUGGUGCUGGGUUAAAACUGCAUACGGUGGAGAGAUUCUGUGCUCAAAAUUUGACAGACAUGUGAUUUUUAUUUAAUACGCACAUGCAUGUAUGUACAUGUAAGCAAUGAAACAAAUCUUUAAACAGCCUGCAGAACUUUUAGCUUAAGUCCUUUACACGUGAAAGCUAAAAAAGAAAAACAGAAAAUGUUUACAACAGCUCUGCUUCCUUGUUAAAUGACGACAUGUUAGGUGAACUUGGUUUGAAUAUCGCAAUCAGUUGUGUGUUACGAUAAUAAUUUUUAAAUCAGGCAGAUACACGCAAAUAUCUAUCCAUCGAUACAAAAACAAAAAUGUACAACUUAAAUUAAUCUUUUGGUAAGUAAUUUCACAAAAAACAUCGGGAGAAAACUAUACAGAAUGCUCCAGCUUUAACAGUUGGAGCUUUUACAACCAAACCAAGAUAAGUAGAAAACAUUUCAAAGACCUUGCUUUCAAUUCAGCGUGCUUUGGUCAAACACUAAAAAGAAAAUGGGUUCAGAGUGCCCCCACAGCUUUGAAAAACCUGGUAGAAAUUAGAACCCUACAACAUGCAGGUUCAAUCGUUGUUAGACACAACAAAAUAAUAACAAACUGGGUACGACAUAUGGUGCGUUAUUUUCUAAGUACUAUGUAAGUAGAAACCGGUCUCAAUUGUUUAUAAUCUGAAAGUAUGAUACAACUUUAUACGAUAUGGAGUCUCGUUGCAAACAAUCGUUGAGAAUUGAUUUGUUUGUUUUGCAUGAACUGCGCAUUGAAUGUUUGCACACCUGAAAGGCUAGUAUAAUUGCAUGGUCAUGUUCCUUAUACAAAUACAUUGUAUAAGCAGGGUUCACUUUUGGGGCACCUUAACUAUAGAGUUGGCUAAACUAUAGUCGACACUUCACAGAGGCAAUGAGGCCUGGUCAUUGCCUUGGUGCCCUUGAAAUGCUCCAGUAGAAAUUUACAGUUUCCUCAUAGUUGUAGGGUGCCCUUUACCAAUGACAAAUUGCCUUGUUGCUCUUACAUGUAUUGGCAAAAACUACAAGUGAAAACUACACAUCUAUAAUUCGCACAGAGAGAUGAAUUGUCAAAUACUACAUCUCAUUAUCAUAGCCAUUUUGAGGUAAGGUGGACCUUAUGCUAUGGCCUUGUUAGGUUUGGGUAAAUUUGUCUCUGUAGACAUGACACCCAAACCAAACACACUGAAACAGUGCACUUUUUUAGUGUCCACCAAAUCUCAAAAAGGCUAUCAGAGUUGUGUAACAAUCGUAGAGGGAGCACCUGUUAUUCCCAACAUGUGAGCUGCCCCACCAUGGGAACAGUUCACUAAGGGUAAAUAAUACUGAUGUCCACUUAAACAAAUUACACAAUGUUGGGUCAGCACCAUUUUCUAAAUAGAAAUGCUUCCUCUAGUUCUAUUUAUUGAAAGUCUUAUUAAUGUUACCAUAGUUGUUGGCACUAACUACAGUUGGGACGAUCUAAACUUUAGGUGGGCACUGCCUAACAAAUCUUUAAGCCGAUUGCAUAUCUGGCAUGUAACAAAGUUCAAAAAACUGCUUAGCUAAAAAACUGUGCUUAGUGUGUUUGUUGAGGAACAAAAUCAACAAGAAACUGGUCGCAUGGUAAUCGGAGAAGCUGUUCUAUGAAAAUGGGCAACACAGACAAGUACAUCUAUAUUAAUUUGCAGGCAUAAUAGUGUGUUAAAAUAUUUUCCAUGUCAUUUUUAUUUCAAAGCGUAAUGCACUAUCAUGUAUUUUUAAAUGUGUACCUUUUAUUUUCAGUCUUUGUCUGAAUAGUGACAACAGCCCUGUUAAAUUAUUUGUUGUAAAGGAAGAAGGCUAGGAAACUAUUAAUUCAAGGCACCCCCCCCCCUUCCCCCAACGUUGUACAUUGAACAGUAACGGCUACAGCUAGAUUAGUGCGUCUGCCAAUGUUAAAGAAUAGGCAGACACCACGAUCCAAAGAGAAUCCUUUUUAACAUACAAUGUACACAAUUUAGCGCUUCUUUGGGAGUAAAGUGAUUGUAUUCUGUCACAUACAUGACAUACCAGACUUUUAACUUAAAUUCUGGUGAUCAGGUUUUGUCAAAGUGCCUUUUUUUAGAUCUUUUGCAGACUUGGAAAUUAAAUUUGUGAAGCUAAUGCAAUCCAUUUCGCCCCUUAGUUUAAAAUGGAAUUAUGUCUUUGUGGGUUUUAAUGUGGGGUAAAAAGACUAACACAAGUAAUUGUUAUCACAUGGUAAUAUAGAUUGUGAUCACUUCACAACCCCCCCCCCCCC